UCACAGGGAAUUUCCAGUAAGGAAGUCAAACUGUCUAUUCAAACGAACGUGUUGAACUCGGCAUGAUUUAUUGCGCUAAUUUACAACUGGAGAUUAAAAUCGAUUGAUCCUUUGGCCUGUGUAAUCUCAGCGGAUCUUAUGCAUAUUAUGUCCAGCUGACGCAACCACCAUCGUGAAUAAGAAACCUGCCUUGAACUUACUUUCUAUCAGCUUACAGUAGUUGACUUCAACGUAACAUGGCGAAAUAAGUAGUAACAACAUCAACAAAACUUCCCAGCUGCUUGAUGUUGAUCCUGACCAUCGGAUAUUUAUCAGGAAAGGAAACAUGGCUGGAGAAGAUCCAUACCUCCCGGCUCAUGGAGGGUACAUGGACUCUUUGGACGCGUUCAGAGAGGAGCAGCUAUGGAUGCCCAUGGACCAGUUUCAGGCCAUCCAACACAACAAUAAUGCACUGAGGGCAGUCGACGGACCUUCUGUGCGAAUUAUCGAAGAACCAAAACAGAGGGGCUUCAGGUUCCGCUAUGGAUGUGAGGGCCCCUCCCAUGGAGGACUCCCAGGGGCCUCAAGUGAGAAGAACAGGAAGUCUUACCCACAAGUGAAGAUCUGUAACUACCAGGGUGCAGCGCGAGUGGUAGUUCAGCUGGUGACCAACACUCCGGAGCCCCAUCUCCACGCUCACAGCCUGGUUGGCAAACAUUGCGAUAAAGGAAUCUGCAUCGCUGACUUGCAGCCGAAAGAUUCAUGCAUCAGUUUUCCUAACCUGGGUAUUUUGCACGUGACAAAGAAGAACGUGAGUAAAGUUCUGGAGGAAAGAAUGAUCGAGGCCUUUAGGAUGGGAUAUAACUAUGGUGUGUUCAUCCAUCCUGACAUAGACACCCUCCAAGGAGAGGUCCGGAUGCCCAGAGAUCUCGCAGAUCAUGAGAGGAACCUGAUCAGCAGUGCGGCCGCUCAUCAGGCCAAGGAGAUGGAUCUGAGCGUGGUGCGGCUCAUGUUUACGGCCUUCCUGCCUGACAGCGAUGGAGGGUUCUCUCGUAGACUGGACCCAGUAAUAUCACAGCCCAUCUUCGACAGCAAGGCCCCGAACGCCUCCAAUCUGAAGAUAGUGCGGAUGGAUCGGACUGCUGGCUGUGUGACGGGUGGAGAGGAGGUCUACCUGCUGUGUGACAAAGUCCAGAAAGAUGAUAUCCAGGUGCGUUUUUAUGAAGAUGAUGAUUCAGGUUUUACCUGGGAAGCGUAUGGGGAUUUUUCCCCCACUGACGUUCACAGACAGUUUGCCAUUGUCUUCAAAACGCCCAAAUAUCGGGACCAGAACCUUCAGAAGCCCAUUUCUGUAUUUGUGCAGCUUAAGCGGAAAUCAGACAACGAAACAAGUGAACCCAAGCCAUUUACCUACCAUCCACAGAUCAUAGACAAAGAAGAGGUCCAGAGAAAGAGACAGAAGACCUUGCCAAACUUUCAGGACUACAGUGGAGCGGGAGGUGGAGCUGGAGGCAUGUUCAGAGGAGGAGGGGGUGGGUCUACAGCAGGGGGCGGUCCAAGUGGAGGAGGAGGACAUUACUUCCAGGGCUAUCAAACCUAUAACAAUUAUGGGUCUGGAUACAACUUCUCUGCAGGAAUGGGAGGAGGUGGGACCACCAUAAAGCAUGCAUCUCAAGACCCUGUGGAAGACAGUGAUGAAGACAGUGAUACAGAUGAUGAUCCAGCAGCAGGUGGCGUGGUGCGAAUCUGUGCCCCACCUGAAACUGUUGAUGGGAGGGUAGCUUGUGAGGACACAGAUCCCACGGAAGCCACAGGGUGUGUGUUCAAACCCCAUUUGGCUGAACUAGCUGAGAGACAGGCUCAUGCUCUCUUUCAAUACGCAUUAAGCGGUGAUGCCAGAAUGCUUCUGGCUCCACAGCGCCCCCUCAUGACCACUCAGGAUGAAAACGGAGACACGGGUUUGCAUCUGGGAGUAAUCCACAGCCAGACAGAUGCAGUGAGAAAAUUAGCACAAGUCAUCGCUGCUCUCCCCGGAGAGGAUGCUCUGAACAUGAGGAAUGAUCUCUACCAGACUCCUUUACACCUAGCUGUGGUCACACAGCAGAAAGAGGCAGUGGAGGCCCUGUUAGAGGCCGAAGUGGACAUCACCCUCACAGAUCGCCAUGGAAACUCGGCACUUCACCUGGCUGCUCAGCAUAAAGAGGGCAGCGUGCUGCGAUUGCUGCUAAAGCACAAAUCAUUGACGCAGUUAGCUAGUGUCCAUAACACAGCAGGUCUCUGUCCGCUCCACAUGGCUGUGCAGGCGAACAGUUUGAGUUGUGUGCGGGUCCUGCUGGAGAGCGGGACAGAUGUUGAGGUUCAGGAGCUCACAUGUGGCCGCACCGCACUUCACCUGGCCACAGAGCAGGACAACCUGUCCCUUGCUGGCUGCCUCCUGCUUGAGGGUAACGCAAAUGUAGACAGUGUCACCUAUAAUGGUUCAACACCUCUGCACAUUGCUGCAGGACGGGGCUCCACCAAACUGUGCGCGCUCCUCAUCGCAGCAGGAGCAGAUCCUCAUAAAGAGAACUUUGAACCACUGUUCUUCAGAGAUGAUGAGUGGUGUGCUACAUGUGAGGAUGAGGAGGAGGAUGAAGGCUAUAUUCCCGGGACGACCCCGAUGAACAUGGCCACCUGCCCAGAGGUUUAUGAUAUUCUAAAUGGACAAGAGUAUCAACCCACCACUGUUGUAGUUCCACCACAAGGUGAUAUGAUGAGCUUGAGCUCUGAGAUGAAGCAGGAUCUCUGUCAGGCUCUGGAGGAGCAAAAAGGAGGCUGGGAAAGUCUGGCUUAUGCUCUGGGGCUCGGCAUUCUGACCAGCGCUUUCAAAGUCAGCUCCUGCCCUGCUGGAAAGCUGCUGGACAGCUACGAGGUUUCUGGAGGAACGGUGCAUGAUCUGGUGGAGGGACUGAAGCAUGUUGGGAACAGCAGUGCUGUCAGUUUAUUACAGGCUUUGUGUAAAGAGACUGAAGCCAUCCACACCACACCUCAGCUCGCAGGUGCAGGGCUGUGUAAGACCAUUCAGGGUUUGAUGUUGGCCUCCCAUCACGAGGAGAGUGGGGUUUGCGACAGCGGGGUGGAGACCUCUUUCUAAAACCACAGCCUCAGUCUCGCUGACACUCUUGUCUCCAAACACAACCACACAAACUCAGGCGUGACCCUGAAGGCCAGCUUCUCCCUCCCACUACAGCAGCAUUGCCACUCAGCCUCAGGACACGCCUCCAAACUCUUUGAUUGGUGGAUGUUUAGCAGCCCAAUGCAGACACUCCUCAGGCACACCCGAAAUGCAAAUAAGAGAACUUUGAGGAUGUUAAAUGAGGAGUCCUCAAAUUUUAUGACCAAGGGGAAUGACUUUUAUGUUUUGUUUUUUUAGCUUUUAAUAUGAAUAAGUACCAAAAAGCACUUAUAUGAACAUUUUAUUUUACCUUUUAUAAGAGCUAUAUUGACUUGGCAAUUUUUUUUUUAAUUUUUCUAAGUAGCUGUGUUUUCAUUUGUGGUUAAGCUGAGUGAGGAUUUGACUGAGCCCGGAUGUUACAUCUGUGUGCAAAUGUACAUUUGACACUCUCUUCAAGAAACGCAAUAUUUACUCUCUUGGGCCUGAUUUGCUAAACAUUAUUGCAUGAAAAACAUUUACAAAUAAGAAAAGAGUUUCAUUGCAUUUUCAUUUGUUGGUUUGUUCUCAAGUGUUUUUCUUUGUUAUUUUUAAUUUUGUUUUUAGCAAAAAAUCUAAUUCAGGAACAGCACACUUCUCACAGUUUUCAAUUUAGCUAACUUCUUAUGCAAACUUCCAGAUGUAAUCCAGUUUGCAAAGGCUUUUCUCCAAGUGUGGAGGACAAUUUGAUUCUCAUCCUGAGAGGAGAGAAGGUCUACUGGAUUAUCAUGACUCUUUGGACCAAUCGGAUGUGUCGUAUGGUGUAAAAAGUCCUUCCCUUCAUCCUCUGAAGCACAAAAAAACAUAAAGCUUGUUCAACUGCUGUCUCUUGUCCUUUUCCAGUUGUGAUGUAGAACAUUGUUUGGGAUGGGAUUUCUUUUAAAUUGUUUAGUGGUGCUACUUUAAAUACCUACUUUCUGCUCAUGUGUUCUGAUAAAACAAGCAAGAAACGUCAUAAGCUUUGAGAGGAUAUUCUCUCGUUCAUCUCCACAUAUUUAAUUCAUUUAUAAAAAUGGGAAGGUUAAAUCUGCCGGUUCUAAGUUAAUUAGUGUGUGAAUUAAUUGUAGUCAAAAGAGCGUGUUUGAUAUGGACUGUGUGUGUGUGUGUGUGUGUGUGUGUGUUUCAUACAGAUUUUUUUGGGAUGUGUGUUUGGGAUGUGUGUAUGGGGAUCAGAAUAACCAGAUGCCCAAAAAUGAAAAUUCUGUCAUCAUUUGCUCACUCUCGUGUUGUUCCAAACCUGUGUGACUUUCUUCUGUGGAACAUAACAAAUAUUUUUAGACAGAAUGUUUGGAAUUGACAGAAUAACAUCUACUUUUGUGUUAUACAGAAGACAAUGAUAGAAUAUUAAUUUUGGAGUGAACUGACCCUUUGAACUCAGGCUGUAUAGGACAGAAUAUCACUCAGAUAAUAUCUAGGAUCAGUUCCAGAAUGUUCGUUCAAACUUAUGCAUCACAGUAUGAAAUGUAGAACUGAUUCUAGAUCGUCUCUCUUUCUCUGUUUGCUCUGUGAAAUUUUCUAGACUUGACCUUUGAACUGACGGGAACUUGUGACACCAAAAUGCUUUUAGAUAUAGUGAUGUUUUUACAUUAUGGUGAAUGCUAAUAAGAGUAACAAAACCCCAAACCAAAGGUUUGAUAGGCACUGUAAUGUAUUUUUGGCUGUAAAUUGGUAUUUAUGUCUGUACCAUGUUAAACAAUGUUGUACAGAGGGAUAAAUGUGUGUGCUUUGUAACUGGUGUUUUUGUGAUACUUUUAUAAUAAAAUUAUUGAUCAUACUUUUGAAA
This is a messenger RNA of Myxocyprinus asiaticus (Chinese sucker), 4952 nucleotides long. Its product is annotated as nuclear factor NF-kappa-B p105 subunit-like. Bases 326 to 3112 code for a protein of 928 amino acids. Gene Ontology annotation, cellular component: cytoplasm. Gene Ontology annotation, biological process: inflammatory response; innate immune response; non-canonical NF-kappaB signal transduction. The transcript has 24 exons. NCBI's taxonomy places the organism in Eukaryota, Metazoa, Chordata, Actinopteri, Cypriniformes, Catostomidae. Gene Ontology annotation, molecular function: protein binding; DNA-binding transcription factor activity, RNA polymerase II-specific; RNA polymerase II cis-regulatory region sequence-specific DNA binding. The record is from RefSeq and is a predicted model, not a curated record.